Molecule: messenger RNA, 2666 nt
Organism: Fukomys damarensis (Damara mole-rat)
Lineage: Eukaryota; Metazoa; Chordata; Mammalia; Rodentia; Bathyergidae
Gene: Galnt14
Product: polypeptide N-acetylgalactosaminyltransferase 14
Exons: 16
Coding region: 97-1686 (529 amino acids)
Cellular component (GO): Golgi apparatus
Source: RefSeq, a predicted model, not a curated record
CAGAACCUGGUAUGCAGAAAGGACAAUCCAAUUCCAGUCCUUUUGGAGAUAGUCUGGUCGAGGGAACAUACAAGAGAACCAGCCCAGCAUAAGGGUAUGGGAAUUCUUCAUCUACUUAGAGCUUCACCAGGACUGAGGAGGCUCCCUGGAUGCCAGCCUUCGGAUGCUGACUGGGACGACCUAUGGGAGCAGUUUGAUGAACGACGGUAUCUGAAUGCCAAAAAGUGGCGUGUUGGUGACGACCCCUAUAAGCUGUAUGCUUUCAACCAGAGAGAGAGCGAGCGGAUCUCCAGCAAUCGGGCUGUCCCGGACACUCGCCAUCCCAGGUGCACGCUGCUGGUGUAUCACACAGCCCUUCCGCCCACCAGCAUCAUCAUCACUUUCCACAACGAGGCACGCUCCACCUUGCUUAGAACCAUCCGCAGUGUAUUAAACCGAACCCCUAUGCAUUUGAUCCAGGAAAUCAUAUUAGUGGAUGAUUUCAGCAAUGACCCUGAUGACUGCAAGCAGCUCGUCAAACUGCCCAAAGUGAAGUGCUUACGCAACAGUGAGCGGCAAGGUCUGGUCCGGUCCCGGAUGCGGGGUGCUGACAUUGCCCAGGGUGCCACUCUGACAUUCCUGGACAGCCACUGUGAGGUGAACAGGGACUGGCUGCAGCCACUGUUGCACAGGGUCAAAGAGGACUAUACGCGGGUGGUGUGCCCUGUGAUUGACAUCAUCAACCUGGACACUUUCACCUACAUCGAGUCAGCCUCCGAGCUCAGAGGGGGGUUUGACUGGAGCCUUCACUUCCGGUGGGAGCAGCUCUCCCCAGAGCAGAAGGCUCGGCGCCUGGACCCCACGGAGCCCAUCAGAACUCCGAUCAUCGCCGGAGGGCUCUUUGUGAUUGACAAAGCUUGGUUCGAUUACCUGGGGAAAUACGACAUGGACAUGGACAUCUGGGGUGGGGAGAACUUUGAAAUCUCCUUCCGCGUGUGGAUGUGUGGGGGUAGCCUGGAGAUCGUCCCCUGCAGCCGUGUGGGACACGUCUUCCGGAAGAAGCACCCGUAUGUUUUCCCUGAUGGAAACGCCAACACGUACAUAAAGAACACCAAGCGGACAGCUGAAGUGUGGAUGGAUGAAUACAAGCAAUACUACUAUGCUGCCCGGCCUUUCGCCCUGGAGAGGCCUUUUGGAAACAUUGAGAGCAGACUGAACCUGAGGAGGAAUCUGCAGUGCCAGAGUUUUAAGUGGUACCUGGAGAACGUCUACCCAGAGCUCAGUGUCCCACAGGAUUCCUCUAUUCAGAAAGGCAACAUCCGGCAGAGGCAGAAGUGCCUGGAGUCUCAAAAGCAGAACAACCAAGAGAUCCCAAACCUAAGGCUGAGCCCCUGUGUCAAGCUCAAAGGAGAAGAAGCAAAGUCACAGGGGUGGGCCUUCACCUACACCCAGCAGAUCAUCCAGGAGGAGCUGUGCCUGUCAGUUGUCACCUUGUUCCCUGGUGCUCCAGUGGUCCUCGUUCUUUGCAAGAAUGGAGAUGAGAGACAGCAAUGGAGCAAGACCGGUUCCCGAAUUGAGCACAUAGCAUCUCACCUCUGCCUAGAUACAGACAUGUUUGGUGACAGCACUGAGGAUGGCAAGGAGGUGGUUGUCAACCCAUGCGAGUCCUCUCUCAUGAGCCAGCACUGGGACAUAGUGAGCUCUUGAGGACCCUGGGUGGAUCCAGCAUGGGCUGGGAAGCCAUGCUUCCCUCGACCAGAACAGACUGGAAACCAGGCUAUGUACAGCCUGCGACUGUACCAGAUGCCCUGGCUGGAGGUGAAGCUGAGUCCCUCAGGACAAGAGCUGCUGUCUCAGGGAGGAGGCAGGAGAAGGUCGCAAGCUGGCAGGGCUCAGCGACAGACUCCAUGUGUGCGCCUUGCUGUGAAGAUCCGUCCUGGCCCAGUCUUCCCUUGAUUGGCACCUGGUGACAGAGAUCUGAUGGGAAGUGAUUGCUGUUCCUUUCUUACAAAAGAGGGACCCACGGAGGCCAGAGUGGGAAGCUUUCCUUGUCACCAGGCCAGGACUAAACUGGAGAUGCAGAAUGGAAGUGGUUUUCAGAACAAAUAAAAUUAACCUUAGAAGCUGUCCUUGGAUAUCUCUCAUGCUGCUGCUUCUUGUGUCUGCUCAGGGCCAAGCUGAUUUUUCCAUUGAAUGUGGGCAGGGGUGGGGAUGUUUUGUGGCAAGUGGGCAAAGGAGAAGACAGGCAGAUGGGAGACCUGUGACCUUAUCCUAGGUUGCCAGCUAGCUGUGUGAUCCCAAAAGCCCCGUCCUUCCUUUGGUCCUCCAUCUCCUGCUGUGUCACACGGGGGGGUGGGACCAGAAGGGUAUUUUUUACUGAUGAUGCAAAUGCUGAUCAAAGUACAUAGUGUGUGUUUAACUUUUUAUGACAGUAAAAGACACAUUGCCAUUCAUCUUCUUCAGAACACUCCCCCACCCUUUGAACACAAUUGUCUUUCUUACCGUUUCUGAAACAGUUCUGGAAGGCCUCUUUUAUGAACGUCUGUAGAAAGAUAUGAUCAAAAAUCUAGUGAAUGCUAUUGCUAAGCAUCAUUCAGCUGAAGAGCAGAUUCAUAGAAAUAUUACCUUUUUGUUUUGUUUUGUUCUGUUUGUUUUUUGAGAUAGGGUUUUGCUAUGUAGUUCAGGAC